GUCCCGGUUUACUGGAGCAUUAACAGGAGACGCGAUGUUUUCUUCCGCGGGAAAGCGCUGCUUCACCAUCGAGUCUUUGGUAGCCAAAGACAGUCCACUGGUGGCAGAGGAGCCUCUGAGGCCCACAGCGUUACCUUACCCCUCUCAGCCCGGGCCAGAGGCGCUUAUGGGCGGGUAUCAGCCGCCCGCUCCGGCCCGGCCGCUGUACCAGAGCCCGGAGCUGCUGUUCCCGGAGUCUGCGGCCCAUCCUCUCGCUGUGGCGCCGCAUCAGCACCUGCAGCACCCGCACUUUUUCGGUUCUCAGCACCGUGACCCCCUGCACUUCUACCCUUGGGUCCUACGGAACCGCUUUUUUGGACACCGCUUCCAGGGUACUGAAGUGUCCCAGGACAGCCUCCUGCUCCACGGUCCGUUCGCCAGAAAACCCAAGCGCAUCCGCACGGCCUUCUCCCCCUCUCAGCUGCUGCGCCUCGAGCGUGCCUUCGAGAAGAACCACUAUGUGGUGGGCGCCGAGCGGAAGCAGCUGGCCAACAGCCUGAGCCUGUCCGAGACACAGGUCAAAGUUUGGUUCCAAAACAGACGAACCAAAUACAAGCGUCAGAAACUGGAGGAGGAGGGUCCCGAGAGUCAACAGAAGAAGAAGGGGAACCACCAUAUUAAUAGAUGGCGCAUCGCUACCAAACAGUCCAGUUCAGAUGAUAUUGACGUCACAUCGGAGGACUAACCCAACUCCAAAACAAAAUGGACUAACUUUAUUUAUUAUGUAAUAUUAUUGAUGUAAAGACUGAUCAUCUCCUGAAGAGCUUCUCGCAUAGACUUUUACCGAAGAUGCGGAGAUCUUCAAAAAUUGUUUAUAGAUCCCAAUUCAAAUGCUUGUUUUUUGAAAGAGCGCAUUUGUUUAGUUACAUCUACGUUUUUUCCACCUGACUAGAUCAUUAACACCUCAUGUCUUUGCCACAUCCGCCAUCUGCGAGCUUGCCAUCUUAAUUUAAAAUUGCUUCCAGACGAGAAUGACGACUGCUUUUGGGGAACCAGGGGAUGCAACAUUUUUUGGCUUCAACAAUAAUGAAAAAAUAAGCUCCAAUCUUCAUUGCAAGGUGACGGAACAGAAGAUGCUGAGAUUUAUGGACUCAGAAAAACAAAACAAAAUUGACAAAAAGUUAAAUUUAAAGAUGAACUGCGCAACCUUCUGGUAAAAGGUGCAUGCUUGUCUCCAUGGAGAUGUUAUUGCUUUGCCGAGAAUGUUCCACAGUAUGACAUUAAACAUAUACAUCUAACAUUUAUUCAUUACAGGUGUUUCUAUUGCUCAAAAAUACAAUCAUUCCUUUUGUGAAUAGGGACGACUCUCCACAGAUCUGAGUUGUAAUGUAGUGUAGUGCUGUGUUCCAGAUAGUUUUAAUCUAUACUGUGGAACAUUCUAGACAAAGCAAUAGCAUUUCCAUGGAGACAAGCAGGUGGGGGACCCUCCACUAUGAAAUGUUGUGCAGUACACCUUUAAGUCAACAGAUAUUUUUGUUUUAGGUUUAAGAACAAUACCUCUUGGUUUUAUCAUUUGUUUGCAGACUGCAUUGUGCCGUACAAACCCUAAACUAUAUGAGACUUUUCAAACAGAAUGUGUAAUAACUUAAAUAUGUUUUAGAAAUAAUAAAAAAGUAUUUCCCAGGA
Messenger RNA from Boleophthalmus pectinirostris (great blue-spotted mudskipper), 1665 nucleotides. RefSeq names its product empty spiracles homeobox 1 (gene emx1). Bases 35 to 724 code for a protein of 229 amino acids. Gene Ontology annotation, molecular function: DNA binding; DNA-binding transcription factor activity, RNA polymerase II-specific. The transcript has 3 exons. The record is from RefSeq and is a predicted model, not a curated record. Gene Ontology annotation, biological process: brain development; regulation of DNA-templated transcription; central nervous system development. Lineage: Eukaryota; Metazoa; Chordata; Actinopteri; Gobiiformes; Gobiidae.